GUGCCCAGCAGAGGUCAUUAUCUUCCGAGUUUUUGAGUCGAGGAGAUUUUUUUCUCUGGUCGCAUGCGUCUGUUUUCUUCCGUAAAUAAAAAUGGCUACUUUGUAGACAAUCGUGUUGUUUUUGUCUACAUUUUAGAACAACUCAGAAUGCAGGACGUCAGACUGGGUCGUCCACUAUUUGGAGGAGCCCUGUCAGCCACCAUUCCUUACAGUGCAAAGGAUAUCAGUGAGUUAAGGGAGAUUCCAGACAACCAAGAGGUUUUUGCCCACUGCCACACAGAUCAGAGCAUUAUCGUGGAGCUCCUGGAGUUUCAGAACCAUGUCCAAAAUGAAGACGCUGCCAGAUACCACUUUGAGGAUGUAGCAGGGAGCAACAAGGCAUUGGCCCCAGGGACAUCAGAGGUCAGGACUGUGGUGGCUCUACCCAAGUCCCAACUCUCCCUGGAGGAAUGCAGCUCGGCCUGGCUACUCACUGGAACCCAGCUGGUGGCCAAGUUCAACGAAGAAGCUAAAAAUACAGUGACCUUUUACCUGGGCCUGUUUCGACUGCCACAGUUCUCUACGGAUAUCCUAGUGACCUUCAACGACCCCCUCAGUAUAAGCCUGGACAGCAGCAGUGCAGUGGCAGUGGGAGCCGACCAGCAGGUGGGCACAGAGCCAUGGACGCUUAACAACUUCCAGUGUUUACUGCAGUCUCUCAGACUACAUGACCCAGGAGUUUUCGGGUAGGACCUCCAGGUCCGGCCCAUCCGCAAACCUUAGGUUCACUGCAUUAGUUUUGUUCUCUCAAAGACCAAAAUAAUGGAAUCAGAGUCAAUGUAUUUGGCUUCACAGAAUUGUACUGGCCAUUCAAACAUUUGUUAGGAAAUUGUCUCAUUGAAACCUCAAAAGAUCACUUUGCUUAUACACUGUGAUGUAAUUUGUUUACCUGCAUUUUAUAAACUUUGUAUAUUAGCUGUUUUAUACACUUUAUUUUGGCAUAAAACUGUUUAUGCUAAUGUCCAGUGUCAGAGCAAUUACCUUAGUUUAUGAGCAGAGGUGUAAAAAGUACAUAGUAAAAAUACUUUGCUGUGUUCGGCAGUUUAGGGAAGUUCCUAAUUAAGACCAAAUUGACUAGGUAGAGUUCAUAUCUAACCAGUGACCUUAUCAGUCUUAUUUAGGAACUUCACUCUACUAGUGAACAUUGACUUAGUAAUCAGUUUCAACAUUUUCACUUUUCCUCCACUUGUCCUCCCUUUGUGUAAUUUAAUACAAUGGAAAAUUACUCAUAAUGUUAAUCUGGUACCCUUGAAAUAAGAACUAGAAUGAAAAGCAUAUAGAAGUUAAUUAUUUUCCAUUUGAUAACAACUGACAAACAAAACAGACAUCAGAAAUGCUUUCAGGGUUUAUUCUGUUGCCUCCGGUAACAUUUCAUAACAUGGCACGUCAUAUGGUAAAUUCAGUAGAGAAAUUAAAAUGUAUCAAAAGGUCUAAUGUAGUAAAACAAAGCAGACCCAAUCUUAGCAGUAAGUUAUACAUUCACAUAGUAAGUUCACAGUAAGGCAGGUGGUAUGAACCAAACCUUUCAUUAUGAAAAUCUGUUCAGUUGUCUGUGUUGAUAGAUUUUGUUUUUUGUUGCAAUGUAAAUCUGUAGAUUUACUCGAAGUCCCUGCUUCUAUUUAAUGACAUUGAGGUUUGCAAAUGUGUUUACGAACGAAAUUGUAUCAAUAAUACAAUGCAACAAUAAUGAAACUAGGCUGAGAUUGAUCAUGUAUUCUAGAGUCUUGUUCUAAACUGUGUUACUCACCGAACAGUUCUAGAAUCAUAGGAACAUUUUUAAAGUCAGCCAAAAAAAUUUGACUACAGCUCAUCAAAUGUACUACCUAUUUAAUGCAAUUAACUGAGUAGAACUCAUAUCUCUUAGAUCAGUGCCAUGGGAUACCUGUCACCUUGAAAGCUCUUGAAGUAGGCUUUUGCCAAAACAUUUUGUUUCUGGAAUGUCAAAUAAAACAUAACAUCACAUGAUUCAACUUCA
Esox lucius (northern pike) is the source of this 2014-nucleotide messenger RNA. It is a transcript of the gene rangrf, whose product is annotated as RAN guanine nucleotide release factor. Gene Ontology annotation, cellular component: nucleus. NCBI's taxonomy places the organism in Eukaryota, Metazoa, Chordata, Actinopteri, Esociformes, Esocidae. Gene Ontology annotation, molecular function: guanyl-nucleotide exchange factor activity; sodium channel regulator activity; small GTPase binding. The coding region runs from base 64 to 729 and encodes 221 amino acids. Gene Ontology annotation, biological process: regulation of sodium ion transmembrane transporter activity; protein import into nucleus; regulation of membrane depolarization. The record is from RefSeq and is a predicted model, not a curated record. The transcript is spliced from 6 exons.